Molecule: messenger RNA, 351 nt
Organism: Knipowitschia caucasica
Lineage: Eukaryota; Metazoa; Chordata; Actinopteri; Gobiiformes; Gobiidae
Source: the annotation of a GenBank genome assembly
AUGUCUGGGACUGAGAGACCACGGGAGGUCCAGGGCUGGGACUGGGAGACCACGGGAGGUCCAGGGCUGGGACUGGGAGACCACGGGAGGUCCGGGGCUGGGACUGGGAGACCACGGGAGGUCCAGGGCUGGGACUGGGAGACCACGGGAGGUCCAGGGCUGGAGGAGCUCUUAACUUUCCGCCCACACUCUCUCUCCUCUGCCCGCUCCACCACCCUGGCCCCGCCCCUGACUCCGCCCCCUGUGCCUCGCUCUCUCCCCCUGCUCCCGCCUCCUUCGCUCGCCCUCUUACAUCACACGCACAUCGACCAAUCAGAGGCAGCGAACAAUCCAUCACUGUCAGAGCCGUGA